AUGGCCAACGGGUCGACGCCGGAUAACCCCUUUUGCGUACAGUUGAUCCCGCUGGCGUUUGGCAGCGACCUCGUGCUGCAGUUACUCCUGACGCAGAGUGCCGUUCACAGAGCGUCCAAGUCUCUGUGCAGCGGAGACCGGGUUGCGGACCAAUAUUAUGGCCGGUCGAUUCGUUUGUUCCAGCGAAGCCUCUCGAGCUUUAUUGGCGGGCAGCCGCUCGAGCAAAAGCUCACCAUGGGCAUCGGGGCCUUAAUUUUAUGCUUCAUAGAGACAGCAAAAGGCGACAUCAAUGGCGCCAUCUUUGAUCAUCUCAUGGCAGCCCAGCCGCUUCUUCUUCCGUCGGUGACCCUCGACAGCCAACUACCCAAAGGCCUCAAGGAUUUCUUGACCGAAUAUUACGUCUACACGGCAACGCUGAGUAUGAUCUCCACCGACGCGCGCGUAAGCGACCAGCUCUUCCUCAGUAACGACCUGGUAUUUCUGGCGAAAGAUCUAGUAGCAGCAUCCUACGUCGGUAGUCUGUGCGGUUGCUGGCUAGACCUUCUGCUCCUGAUACCGUCCAUCUUUGAACUCGGUCGCCGCUUGUCAUCUCACGCAGAAAACCCGAAUUGGCGGCCCUCUGCCAACGACUUCUUCGUCUUUGCUCAGCUCCAGAGGCAGAUUCAGGGCUGGACACCGAACCUAGCAACCAGUUCUGAGGUCGUCGUUCUUGCCGGCUACAUAUAUCAAAAAGCGAUCCUGUUGUACUUGUAUACAGCGCUCUAUCCUCUUCCACAAGACGAUGAUGAGGACCGUCAUACUGAGGAUAAUGACGACGAGGAUAAUUUGUCAGUGAGAAUGGCCCGAGUGGUCCUUGCCGAAGCCCUCGCGAGUCUGGCACAGCUGCCGCCGAGUGUCCAGAUCAACACGAGCCUAUGCUGGCCCAUCGCUGUGGUCGGGUCAUGCGUGGUGGACCAGGGCCAGCGGAGUUUCCUCCGCGAGCGACUCGAGCACACCUUCUCUGCCAUUGGACUGGGCAACAUUCGUCAGACAUCGAUGCUGCUUCAGCACAUGUGGGAAGAACGUGAUGGAGGGGGAGAAACCGUUGGCUCGGGACCGUGGAGUAUAUGCCGCGUGAUGAACGAGCGGCAGCUCUGGAUCUCGUUUGCUUGA
Colletotrichum fioriniae is the source of this 1152-nucleotide messenger RNA. RefSeq lists its product as uncharacterized. Lineage: Eukaryota; Fungi; Ascomycota; Sordariomycetes; Glomerellales; Glomerellaceae. Gene Ontology annotation, biological process: positive regulation of transcription by RNA polymerase II. Gene Ontology annotation, cellular component: nucleus. The record is from RefSeq and is a predicted model, not a curated record. Gene Ontology annotation, molecular function: DNA-binding transcription factor activity; transcription cis-regulatory region binding.